Sardina pilchardus (European sardine) is the source of this 2043-nucleotide messenger RNA. Its product is annotated as toll-like receptor 2. Gene Ontology annotation, biological process: inflammatory response; toll-like receptor signaling pathway; immune response. The transcript has 2 exons. Bases 52 to 1959 code for a protein of 635 amino acids. Gene Ontology annotation, molecular function: triacyl lipopeptide binding; protein binding; transmembrane signaling receptor activity. Gene Ontology annotation, cellular component: plasma membrane. Lineage: Eukaryota; Metazoa; Chordata; Actinopteri; Clupeiformes; Clupeidae. The record is from RefSeq and is a predicted model, not a curated record.
AGAGUGUUGUGUGUUUGAUGACUGCCCCUACAAAAGAUACAUCUGACACGAAUGAUGAGACCUUUAUAUUUUCUGUGGAGCGCUCGGACCCUGGUGGCGAUAAUGACCAUGAUGAUGGAGGCGAAGUGCAUCACAGACAUAGAGCUUGUAGUGAACUGCUCAUCAACCACAUACCCUGAUGUGAGCUGUUCCACUCCUCCUAAUACUGCGUCUCUGGACCUAUCCCAUAACAAUGUAAAGACUAUAUCAGAGAGCAUGUUCUCUACUUUACAGAAACUACAGAAGCUCUAUCUUCAGUUCAAUCAAAUUAGUUUUGUGAACCCACUGGCAUUUCAAAACAACCCAGUUUUAGAGUACCUGGACAUCUCUCACAAUGACCUACCUGAGAUCUCUGCUUUACCUUUGACACAUCUACCUGCUCUCACAUACCUGGACAUCUCAAACAACGCCUAUGAGGUCAUACAGUUGGCGCCCUCUUUUGGCUCUCUUAAACAUUUGCAGAGGCUGAAGCUGGGUAAUUCACAUGCUGUUUCUAUCCAGAAGAACCCGGUUAAAGUAACUGAAGAACUUGACAUUAAAGAAGUCCAUCUGGUCGCAGGGAAAAUAAAAGAGUAUGAGCCAGGAUCUCUGGAAGCCCUUAAAAACAUGGACUUGGUGACCCUGGAGGCAGAAAACUGUCAGGAAUUUGACAAAAUGUAUUUGAUGCUUAGCGAUAUUUGCAAUUCAACAAAGGCUUUGAAACUAAUGAAAUUGGAUUUGCGGCAAACUAGCGUGGCAUUGUUUAUAAAUGAUACUAUAUUGAAGUCAAAUAUUAAACAACUGAUAUUGCAGGAUCUGUCGGUUAGUGGGGCAUACUGUUCGGUAAUACAGUAUGCCCUGAAAUCAAACCUAGAGGAGGUGAUAAUAGAGGGACUACAUGCAGAGGGAAUAUGCAAUAUUGCUCUAGGAACAUUUGAACGAUGUCAUCUAAAAAAAUUGUCAGUUAAAGACAUUGACAAUGAAGCAUUCUUGAUUUUUGAACCACAACCAACCUUAAAUAAAUUCAUGGAAUGUUUGACAGGUUUAUCUGCCAUACAUAUCGGUGAAAGUUUUUUUCCUUGUCCAAUGUCAGAGAAUUUAAAACACCUGACAACUCUGAAUGUCUCUCAUAAUUAUCUAGAUGACAAAAAUAUGUUCCCACACUGUAAAAUGCCAUUCCCAGCACUGCAGUCUCUUGCAAUCGAUUAUAACCAUUUUGAGCAUCUAGUGAUCUUUGGGAAUAAAAUAAGCCACAUGAAGGAUCUAGCUAACCUCACUGCAAGUCACAACAAAAUUCAUUUGGAGCCACAACCUGGUACUGUAGCCUGGCCCAAAAGCCUCAAGAGAAUGGACCUUGGGUGGAAUCAGCUAUCAGAUGAAGUAUUCUUGUAUCUUCCUGAGACUCUGGAGAUGUUGGACCUGAGCCACAAUUACAUUGACACUGUCACUAACAUCCAGGGAAUGAAGAACCUGGCAGACCUUCGUCUCUCAGGCAACAGAAUCAAGUCUUUGAAUGGCCUACGCCUACCUCCCUCAGUGCUACGGCUGUACGUGGACCUAAACAACAUAACCACUCUCAGCACUGCCACUGUCAGUUCAUUCAGUGUAACUGCACUUGACUUCAGCGGUAACCCACUCCAUUGUGACUGUGACACUGAGCCUUUGAUCAGGUACUGCAGGGCCAUGUCAGAAACCAAGGUCCUUGGUUGGCCCUCAGGUUAUAGAUGCCAGACACCUGAAAGUCUGAGAGGAGAGACGCUCCAGCAGAUAAGUCUACCCUGGCCAUCAUGCAAUAGGGCGGCAUUUGCUUGCAUAAUUAUUUGUUGCUGCCUUUCUUUAUCAGCACUCUGCUACAUACUGUAUUUAAAGCUACGGAAACGAAGCGCUUACAGCACUCUUAGCGCACUCAGGAACAGGAACAGGAACCAAGGCCACACAUAAUAUUUACAUGUCACAGACAGCGCACUUCAAAGUGCACAUUGACAUGUUUGGCUCCUUCAUAUGAAUAAAAUCUCUAUAAUCCUU